Molecule: messenger RNA, 1763 nt
Organism: Quercus lobata
Lineage: Eukaryota; Viridiplantae; Streptophyta; Magnoliopsida; Fagales; Fagaceae
Product: receptor-like protein EIX2
Exons: 2
Coding region: 204-1622 (472 amino acids)
Molecular function (GO): protein binding
Source: RefSeq, a predicted model, not a curated record
CCUCAUUGGUUUUCAACCUCAGCUCUGAUUGGGUUCCCCCUUUCCAAUUAGAUAAGAUAUAUUUAACAUCUUGUCAUCUAGGCUCUCGAUUCCCAAAAUGGCUUCAAACUCAAAAAAAUUUAUAUUGGCUUGAUAUUUCUAAUUCUGGAAUUUCUGAUACAAUUUCCAAUUUCUAUUGGGUCUUUAGUCCUCAACUAGAAUAUAUGGAUUUGUCUUACAAUCAAAUCACUGGCCAAAUAGCAAAUUUGUCAUUGGAGUUCUACUUUCCCCCUGCGAUAGACUUGGGUUCAAAUAAAUUGGAAGGAAAAAUACCAAGAUUUAUGUUUAAAGCAAUACAUUUGGAUCUUUCCAAUAAUAUGUUUUCUGGGCCAAUCCAAUCCCUAUGUGCAAUUAGUAUUAGAAAUUUAAGUUGUCUAGAUCUCUCCAAUAACCAAUUAUCAGGAGAACUUCCUGAUUGUUGGAUGCAUCUUGAAGAAUUGAAAAUUCUUAAUUUGGCAAACAAUCAUUUUCAUGGGAAAAUCCCAAGUACAAUGGGCUCCCUUCUUGGGAUUGAAACAUUGGAUUUAGGCAACAAUAGUUUCAUUGGGGAACUUCCUUCAUCCUUGAAAAAUUGCACGGAGUUGACAUUUAUUAAUCUUGGACACAAUAACCUGUCAGGACAAUUACCAAUGUGGUUAGGGACCAGCAAUCCAAAUUUAGUUGUGCUCAACCUUCGAUCCAAUCACUUAUAUGGAAGCAUGCCUUCACAUCUAUGCCAUCUAGCUCAUCUUCAACUUUUAGACCUCGCUUUAAACCAAAUCUCAGGGAGUAUACCAAAAUGCCUCAAUAAUCUUACCCUUUUGACUCAAAAAUUGAGUUCAAAUGCCACCAUCACCCAUUUGUAUGAAGAAGACUUUAGCAGGACUUCCAAGGACCGUGCAUAUGAUGAUCAUGUGUUUUGGAUGUGGAAAGGAAGAGAGUAUGAGUACAAAGGUAUUCUUGGACUAGUAAAAAGCAUUGAUCUCUCGAGCAACAAAUUAACUGGGACAAUUCCUGUAGAAAUUAUGGAACUUGCUGGAUUGAUAUCUUUGAAUCUCUCUAAGAACCUUUUGUCUGGACAAAUCAGUUCAAAUAUUGGUGCUUUACUUUCGUUAGAGGUCAUGGAUCUGUCGAAAAACCAGCUUUUGGGUGGAAUUCCUUCCAGCCUUUCUCGAAUUCUUGGUCUAAGUUUCUUGGAUUUGUCAAACAAUAACUUGUCAGGCCAAAUUCCAACGGGCCCUCAACUCAAUACCUUUACUGCCACUGCAUAUGAGGGAAACCCAGGUCUCUGUGGAGCUCCACUUCCAAAGAACUGUUCAGGAGAAGAAACUACUCAAAACUCAAACAAGAGGAAUGAGCAUGAUGGCAAGCAAGAUGAUGAAGAUGGGUUUAUAACCCUGGGGUUCUAUGUUAGUGUGGCUCUUGGCUUUUUUGCUGGUUUCUGGGGAGUUUUUGGCACACUGGUACUGAAAAGGUCAUUGCAAUUAGCCUUUUUCAAGUGUUUGAACGAUUUUAAAGACUGGUUAUAUGUGGCGAUAUCAGUGAAUAUGACCAGAUUGCAAAGGCAGCUUCAAAAGCUAAUCGGUGUUGCUAUCCGACUUUAGAAUACUUUUCUUUGGGAGAUAUGUAAACUUUGUGAACUCUGUGCUUUUUGUGCACUUUGUGUUUGGUAUUUGUGUUAGAGCAGGCGUGUGCUUCAAAAAAAGACUUGUUGAAGAUUGAUAAUAAUUUGAUAUGUACCUUAA